GAGAGAGAGAGAGAGAGAGAGAGAAUGAAAGGAGGGAUCGCUUUAGAAAAUGGAGAAGCCUCAAAGGCUUUGAUUGGAGGAAGUGAAAGUGGGGUGAACAAAGGAUUGUCCAUACUUGAUUUCAUAAUGAGAUUGUUAGCAAUAGUGGGGACGUUAGCAAGUGCGAUAUCAAUGGGGACCACUGAUGAAACCCUCCCUUUCUUUACCCAGUUCAUCCAAUUCAAGGCCCAAUACGACGAUCUUCCGUCUUUCACGUAUGAUUCAUCUGUCAUCCCAUCACACACUUUUUUUCUUUUUCUUCUUUUUUCUUUUUUCUUGUUUAAUUAUCAAUCUUUUAGUAAUGGUAUCUAUGUGCUUAUGAUCUUUCUCUCAUGUAUGGAAUGUAGGUUCUUUGUGAUAGCCAAUGCAAUCGUAUGUGGAUAUAUAGUACUGUCUCUCCCCGUAUCCAUCUUCCACAUUGUUAGGAGCAGAGCGAGAGGCAGCAGGCUCAUCUUGAUCUUUUUUGAUACGGCAAUGCUGGCGCUCUUGACCGCCGGAGCUUCUGCAGCGGCAGCAAUAGUAUACCUAGCACACAAUGGCAAUGCUAGCGCAAACUGGUUCGCCAUCUGCCAACAGUUCAACUCCUUCUGUGAACGAAUCUCCGGCUCUUUAAUUGGCUCCUUUGGCGCAAUGAUCAUGUUUAUACUGAUUAUAUUGUUCUCUGCCGUUGCCCUUUCCCGGCGUUGACUCAAGUUCAGCAACAGUAUAUGCUUUUUUUUUUUUCACCCCUCCAUACAUUUUUAUGGUUGUUUGUGUUUGGGAUAUUGUGCAUGUGUGCGCUCAGCCAUGUCCAUGCGGUAUUUAAAUAUUUUCCUGCUUAUGUUGAUGAUUUGAGGCCAACACUCCCCUAGGAGUUGGGUUAAGGCUUGUAAUGGUGGAAACUGUGUAAUUUGCAGAUGUGGAAUUUCAUUUUCUUCUCUCUUUAACUUGUUAAUGAAAGGAAGUUUCUCUUAUGUAUGAAUUUGAACUGUUGGGUCGCUCUGAUGCAUGGUAUGGAAAUGGGUUGGCCGUAUUCUACUUUCUCUGAUACAAGGUAC
Messenger RNA from Magnolia sinica, 1076 nucleotides. Its product is annotated as casparian strip membrane protein 1-like. Bases 25 to 726 code for a protein of 233 amino acids. The transcript is spliced from 2 exons. Lineage: Eukaryota; Viridiplantae; Streptophyta; Magnoliopsida; Magnoliales; Magnoliaceae. The record is from RefSeq and is a predicted model, not a curated record.